Molecule: messenger RNA, 908 nt
Organism: Drosophila ananassae
Lineage: Eukaryota; Metazoa; Arthropoda; Insecta; Diptera; Drosophilidae
Exons: 2
Coding region: 101-889 (262 amino acids)
Source: RefSeq, a predicted model, not a curated record
CCUGAAGCGUGGCGAAAUUGGAGCAAAAGUAAUUGUUAGAUGGUAUAAAAGACAUUGGCAUUCUGGAGGGGGUAUUCAGUCGAAGGUGUAGGUUACCGAGAUGAGCAAUAUCAUGAAGACUUUGAGUGUUCUGCUUGUGGUCACUGCCUGCUUAGCUUUGGCCUCCGCUGAUCAGAGUUCGGGCAGCAAGAACCGGAAGGAGAAUGCGCUUAGCAAGAUUGUCCCUCGUUUGCUGUGGAACCUCCAUAGAGGCGACAAAGACGACCGCCGCAGUCAGCAACCCAUCAUCAUAGUGCAGCAGCCCAGUUCCAACUCCGACUGGGAGUCGGACAGGCGCCACCAUCACCAUAGCCCCUACUAUCCCUACUACCCACCACCUCCACCUCCUCCACCAACUUCCAGGCCCAACCCUUAUGCUGACUACCUAAACGGACUCCCUGGGGGAUCUGGUGCCACCUUCCUCAUCGUCAACCCCAACAACGCUCAGGGCAUUUACGUGCCAGCCUCCAGCAGCAACAGUUCCAACUCGACGAGCUCCCGGAGGAGCGCCUUUGUCCCCUCGAUCGCUGAUAUCCUCCAAGGUCUGAAUCUGGACGAUCUGGCCGAUGGCAGUCUGUUUGAGGAUGACUCCGAGGUGGUGGACUCUGCCGACGAGGGAGUCUUGGACUUGGCCACUGCUGCUGGGGCAUCGGCACCUCAGGCAGAUGACGAUCGCGAGGACCAGGAUGUGAUCACCGAGGACGAUGUGGAAGCUCUAGACCGCCAGACGCGCCGCGGACUGAAUCCCAAGCACCUAGUGUCCCUUUUAACGCAGGACAAGCGCCGUCGGAGAAUUCAGGAGGUUCUAGCUGGCAUUUACUUGAGGAACUAUAAUCUUAACAGGAAGUAAAACUUGGACAGCUCUUCUG